Molecule: messenger RNA, 558 nt
Organism: Gigantopelta aegis
Lineage: Eukaryota; Metazoa; Mollusca; Gastropoda; Neomphalida; Peltospiridae
Product: receptor-type tyrosine-protein phosphatase S-like
Exons: 5
Coding region: 1-558 (185 amino acids)
Biological process (GO): protein dephosphorylation
Molecular function (GO): protein tyrosine phosphatase activity
Source: RefSeq, a predicted model, not a curated record
AUGUAUAAAGGAAUGAACUACAGUGACACUGUGAUAUUAGAAGAUGAUGAUAAUAGAAUUAUUCUAAAGAGUUUUGGGAAUUAUGAGAAUGAUUACAUCAAUGCAAGUCCUAUUGAUUUAUCUGUUGAUGGUUUAAAUGAAAGUCAUGAAUUGAGUCAAUAUCAUAUGACAUCUUGGCCAGAUCAUGGUGUACCAGAAUAUGUGAGUCCAUUGUUAAGAUUACACAAACGAGCAACAAAGAACUGGAACAUCAGUAAAGGUCCCAUCUUAGUCCACUGUAGUGCUGGUGUAGGUCGUACUGCUUUGGAACAAGCUAGUAAAGAGAGAGUAGUAGAUAUUGCUGGUAUUAUCAAUAGACUUAGAGAACAGAGAAUGCAGAUGGUACAGACAGUGGAUCAAUAUGCUUUUGUUCAUGAUGCUGUACUAGAAAGAGUAAUUUGUGGAGAGACAGAGAUUCCAACAGACAAGUAUCAGUCUGAACUACAGAAACUUAAAGAGCAUGAUCCCAGAACACACCAAACAGGUCUUGAGUCACAAGUCAAUCUCUUUCUCAAGUGA